Molecule: messenger RNA, 2004 nt
Organism: Microthlaspi erraticum
Lineage: Eukaryota; Viridiplantae; Streptophyta; Magnoliopsida; Brassicales; Brassicaceae
Source: the annotation of a GenBank genome assembly
AUGAAGAAACGUUACGUUCAUUUAAACCUAGCUCUCCUUCUAUUACCUCUAAUUAAUCUUCUGUUACCGCCAUUAUCUCUGGCUCAAGACUACGGCGACGAUGCCUCGAAGAAGUUCACUCCCACGCCAGGUAUGCUCCGUUGCAACGGAGUUUACAUGUCUUACACUUCCGGCGACCGGGAAAAGCUAUAUCCUCGCACCAACAACGUGACGGCUCAAGCCUGGACGUUCAAAUCAACGGCCAUGAUCGUGAACACCGGUAUCGAAGAAGUCAAAGGUUGGCAAAUGUUCGUAGGGUAUACCCACAGAGAUAUCAUCGUUUCCGCAACCGGAGCAGUCUCAUCGGACGGUGAAUUUCCUUACGACGCAAGCAACGGCACAACGUUUAUUGGGUCUCCGAAUACAGAUCUGAAGACCUCGAUCGAAACAGCUGGUGAUGAAGCUCAGAUCUCGACCAAUAUCGAGAUAACCGGAACGCAAUUCGGCGGUAGAGGUACGGUUACGCCAUUGCCUAAAACCAUCGAACUCACAAACGAUGGAUGGGAAUGCCCUAAACCUACUUCAAAAGGCGGUACAAUGGAAGUUUGCUGUAGGAGAAACCCAAAGUUUAAAGCCAAAGCAAAAACAAAAACAAAGUUCUCGCGUAGACAACGUGGAGACCUGAACAUAAUCUAUGAUGUUCUUCAAGCAUACACUAGCAACUACAUGGCUCAAGUAACUAUAGACAACAAUAGUCCGUUGGGAAGGUUAGACCAUUGGAACUUGACAUUUGAGUGGAUGCGAGGCGAGUUUAUCCACUCGAUGCGUGGAGCUUACGCUGCGGAGAAGAACCCGUCGGUAUGCUUGCACAGCAAGGCAGGUCAGUUCUACGGUGAUAUGGAUUUCUCUCAGGUCGCUACUUGCGAGAAGAAACCGAUUAUCAAAGAUAUGCCAGCUGAGCGUAAAGAAGAUAAUCUCACCGGGAAAUUGCCUUUCUGCUGCAAGAAUGGCACUCUCUUGCCCGCUCUCAUGGAUCCUUCUAAAUCCAGAGCCGUUUUCCAGUUACAGGUAUACAAGGUGCCACCAGAUCAAAACAGGACAGCAUUUUUUCCUCCAUUAAAUUGGAAAAUCGACGGUAUAGUCAAUCCGCAGUACAAAUGCGGACCACCUAUACGUGUAGACCCGACCGGUUUCCCAGACGCGACCGGUCUCCAAGCCACAACCUACGCAGUCGCAAGCUGGCAAGUCGAGUGCAACAUAACAAAACCUAAACCAAAAGCUGCACGUUGCUGCGUCUCUUACUCAGCCUUCUACAACGACUCAGCCAUUCCAUGCAACGCUUGUGCUUGUGGUUGCAAGGACAUCGACACCGACACAUGCAACGCCAACGCAAGACAGCUUCUACUCCCUCCCGACACGCUCUUGGUGCCGUUUGAUAACAGAACGCUCAAGGCAAAAGUAUGGGCCAAGCAGAAGAAAAUGCCUGUUCCGAAGAAACUUCCUUGUCCUGACACCUGCGGGAUCAGCUUAAACUGGCAUUUAAACUCAGAUUACAAUGAUGGUUGGUCGGCAAGAGUAACGGUGUUUAAUUGGGGAGAUAAUGCGGUGGAGGAUUGGUUUGCGGCUGUGGAUUUGGGAAAAGCUGGUUUAGGGUAUGAGAAUGUUUACUCUUUUAAUGGGUCAAGAGUUCCACCAAAGAACCAGACCAUUUUCUUUCAAGGGCUUCGUGGUAUGAACUACUUGAUCGGUCUCACAAACGGGUCGCAUCCUACGAGAGACCCCAAGGUUCCGGGGAAAAUGCAGUCGGUUAUAUCGUUUAAAAAAAAGAGGAAUUUGGGGAAUUUGAAUAUCCCUGGAGGAGAUGGUUUUCCUAAGAGAGUUUUCUUUAAUGGAGAAGAAUGUGAGCUUCCUAAGUUUUUCCCUAAAAAGAGCUCCGGGAAGAGAUUGUCCGGUUUCCGGUUCUUGCCCUCGAUUCUUCUCGUGGUCACAACAUUUCUUGCGAUCACGGAUCGGUUUAUAAUAUAA